GCUUCCCAGCCCCCGCAGCCGGAACGCCUGAGCGCUGGGCGGCCGGUCGGCCGGACCUCAGCAGGGGGCACCGCGGGCCGGACUGCGGAGGGGCGCACGCCCGGAAGCGGCGAGGGUAGCCAUGACGGCCUCCGUGCUGCGAGGUAUCUCGCUAUCCCUGCGCUCGACUAGCGGGCUUCUGGGAACUUGGCAGACGCAGAUUAGAGAGACUCACCAGCGAGCGUCAUUGUUGUCUUUCUGGGAACUCAUUCCCAUGAGAUCAGAACCUCUUCGAAAGAAGAAGAAGGUAGAUCCUAAAAAAGACCAAGAAGCAAAGGAGCGCUUGAAAAGGAAGAUCCGAAAACUGGAAAAGGCUGCUCAAGAGCUAAUUCCUAUUGAAGAUUUUAUUACCCCUCUAAAGUUCUUGGAUAAAGCAAGAGAGCGGCCUCAGGUGGAGCUCACCUUUGAGGAGACUGAGAGGAGAGCUCUGCUUCUGAAGAAGUGGUCUUUGUACAAGCAGCAAGAGCAUAAGAUGGAGAGGGACACCAUCAGGGCUAUGCUAGAAGCCCAGCAGGAAGCUCUGGAGGAACUGCGACUGGAGUCCCCGAAACUCCAUGCUGAGGCCAUCAAGCGGGAUCCUAACCUGUUCCCCUUUGAGAAGGAAGGGCCACAUUACACACCACCGAUUCCUAACUACCAGCCCCCUGAAGGCAGGUACAAUGACAUCACCAAGGUGUACACACAAAUGGAGUUUAAGAGAUAGACUUGCAGGCUGCUAUCCUUAACAUGCUGCCCCUGAGAGUAGGAAUGACCAAGGUUCAAGUCUGCUUUCCACAGAAGCAGGCAUACUGUUAAUAAAUACUGGUUUAAUCAAAA
Molecule: messenger RNA, 855 nt
Organism: Pongo pygmaeus (Bornean orangutan)
Lineage: Eukaryota; Metazoa; Chordata; Mammalia; Primates; Hominidae
Gene: MRPL40
Product: mitochondrial ribosomal protein L40
Exons: 4
Coding region: 122-742 (206 amino acids)
Cellular component (GO): mitochondrial large ribosomal subunit; mitochondrial ribosome
Source: RefSeq, a predicted model, not a curated record